Messenger RNA from Anthostomella pinea, 387 nucleotides. The record is from the annotation of a GenBank genome assembly. NCBI's taxonomy places the organism in Eukaryota, Fungi, Ascomycota, Sordariomycetes, Xylariales, Xylariaceae.
AUGCCUCCCGAGAGACCCAGUCCCAACGCUGGUACUGGCCCAUACCCUCCUCUAGUCGAGAGCAACGGCAAAGACAGACCAAGAGCGCCCAUCAUGUCGUCCAACCGCACCCUUAUAGACUGGAACGCGGAUGUCCAUGACGACAUCCUCAUUUCCUACCAGAAGACCUUGAAGCCCAACCCUGCGCAGUUGGCUGCUAUCGUGGCCUCUCCCCAAGAGAUGGGCUACACCUUCACAGGGAAGAAGGCCAAGAAGAAUGAAGUCCCCAACACUUUCAAGGAUGCCAUCGACCCUGUCGCACCCAUUGAGGUUGUCGACAUGACCGAGGUCUGGGAUUGCGACUUCAACAGCGGCAUGCUGGCGCUUGCCAUGCAACCGGACGAGUGA